AUGUCACCACAAACAGAGACUAAAGCAAGUGUUGGAUUCAAAGCUGGUGUUAAAGAGUAUAAAUUGAAUUAUUAUACUCCUGAAUAUGAAACCAAGGAUACUGAUAUCUUGGCAGCAUUCCGAGUAACUCCUCAACCCGGAGUUCCACCUGAAGAAGCAGGGGCUGCGGUAGCUGCUGAAUCUUCUACUGGUACAUGGACAACUGUGUGGACCGAUGGGCUUACCAGCCUUGACCGUUACAAAGGCCGAUGCUACCACAUCGAGCCCGUUCCAGGAGAAGAAACUCAAUUUAUUGCGUAUGUAGCUUACCCCUUAGACCUUUUUGAAGAAGGGUCUGUUACUAACAUGUUUACCUCAAUUGUGGGUAACGUAUUUGGGUUCAAAGCCCUGGCUGCUCUACGUCUAGAGGAUCUGCGAAUCCCUCCGGCUUAUACUAAAACUUUCCAGGGACCACCUCAUGGUAUCCAAGUUGAAAGAGAUAAAUUGAACAAGUAUGGACGUCCCCUAUUAGGAUGUACUAUUAAACCUAAGUUGGGGUUAUCCGCGAAGAACUAUGGUAGAGCAGUUUAUGAAUGUCUACGUGGUGGACUUGAUUUUACCAAAGAUGAUGAGAAUGUGAACUCUCAACCAUUUAUGCGUUGGAGAGACCGUUUCUUAUUUUGUGCCGAAGCUAUUUAUAAAUCACAGGCUGAAACAGGUGAAAUCAAAGGACAUUAUUUGAAUGCUACUGCGGGUACAUGCGAAGAAAUGAUGAAAAGAGCUAUAUUUGCCAGAGAAUUGGGAGUUCCUAUCGUAAUGCAUGACUACUUAACAGGGGGAUUCACCGCAAAUACUAGUUUGGCUCAUUAUUGCCGAGAUAAUGGCCUACUUCUUCACAUCCACCGUGCAAUGCACGCUGUUAUUGAUAGACAGAAGAAUCAUGGUAUGCACUUCCGUGUACUAGCUAAAGCUUUACGUCUAUCGGGUGGAGAUCAUGUUCACGCGGGUACAGUAGUAGGUAAACUUGAAGGAGACAGGGAGUCAACUUUGGGCUUUGUUGAUUUACUGCGCGAUGAUUAUGUUGAAAAAGACCGAAGCCGUGGUAUCUUUUUCACUCAAGAUUGGGUCUCACUACCAGGUGUUCUACCUGUGGCUUCAGGGGGUAUUCACGUUUGGCAUAUGCCUGCUUUGACUGAGAUCUUUGGAGAUGAUUCCGUACUACAAUUUGGUGGCGGAACUUUAGGCCACCCUUGGGGAAAUGCACCGGGUGCCGUAGCUAACCGAGUAGCUCUAGAAGCAUGUGUACAAGCUCGUAAUGAGGGACGUGAUCUUGCAGUCGAGGGUAAUGAAAUUAUCCGUGAGGCUUGCAAAUGGAGUCCUGAACUAGCUGCUGCUUGUGAAGUAUGGAAGGAGAUCACAUUUAACUUCCCAACCAUCGAUAAAUUAGAUGGCCAAGACUAG
This is a messenger RNA of Raphanus sativus (radish), 1440 nucleotides long. The record is from the annotation of a RefSeq genome assembly. Lineage: Eukaryota; Viridiplantae; Streptophyta; Magnoliopsida; Brassicales; Brassicaceae.